Molecule: messenger RNA, 3910 nt
Organism: Acanthopagrus latus (yellowfin seabream)
Lineage: Eukaryota; Metazoa; Chordata; Actinopteri; Spariformes; Sparidae
Product: anoctamin-9
Exons: 24
Coding region: 997-3333 (778 amino acids)
Biological process (GO): chloride transmembrane transport
Cellular component (GO): plasma membrane
Molecular function (GO): protein dimerization activity; chloride channel activity
Source: RefSeq, a predicted model, not a curated record
GUACCUGUUAAACUAAAAGCGUUAGUGAGCAGGGGCUGUUUUUUCAAAACAAGUCCCCAUCUCCAUCAGCUGUUCAGGAGAAUGUUUGAAGCUGUGAAGCUCCAGAAAUGUUUUGUGGCCGACGAAAAUUUAUGCGGAUGGGGAUGAGGGCAUAAUGACUGAAUUUUCAUAUUUGGGUGAACUAAUGCUCAACCUACAUAGGCCUGUUUAGCAGAUCCACAAAAAAGUUGCUUCAUUUUCUCCAUUUUGUUGAUUUUAACGCUGGUUUAGUCACUGAACACUGAAUAACCUAUUUUGCUGUGGUGAUGGUAAUGGAGGAAGCUCAGAAUUUCCAUUAGGGACGUCGAGCAAUUGUAAUUGCCUCAAAGUGGUGAAGAUUUUUUUUUUUUUUUUUUUUUUUUUAACAAAUGUCACUGAUGAGUGGGAGGAUUCAGUCACAGCCGGCUCAACGCUUUCAACAACAGGCUCUUAAACUCACUGUGUUUGCCUCCAUCUAGCGGCUGGUGUGUGUUAACCCUCCUUGAGAAGGAGGCAGCAGAUAUAUGCCAGUCCACUGCACCUGACCAGGCGACAUCGAGACAGUCUCUGCUGGUCUCCAGCCUCUGAAACACACAGUAAACCCUGUGUGUCAGUGUGCGCGCGCGCGCGUGUGUUCGUGUGUAUGUGUGCGUCUGAUGAACGCAUCGAUGGAGUGACUGACCCGAGAACAAAACCAGGUGGAGGCUUACACAGAUUAAUGCCGUGACACCACCAAGCAACAGGUAGAGUCGCUUUUUGACAUUCCACAGCCGCCGAUACAACAGCACGUCUGUUCCCCGCGGGAGUGCGGAAGUUGCUUGCAGCCUGUUCAAUUGGGAUCCCGUCAGUUUUUUACAGGCUGAUCGGAGAGCGAGGCUGACACUUCUGGAUCACUGACUGGUGACUGAGGCUGUUUUUUUUCUUUCUUUCUUUCCCUCUAAUCCGGGAAGUCGCAUCUGCAUUCAGCACCCUCUCAUCAUGCCCGUCCACAGGAGGCAGCCGAGUAUCGAACUGCUGGAAUUCAUGGGAGUGGUGAGAGAGAAUGGCAAUGACCAGACAUCACUUCCUCCUGUGCACACACCACUAUCGUACGACUAUGUCCUGGUUGCCAAAACAAUUGAAAACCAGGAAAGGGAAGCGUUCAAGAAGCAAACUGAAUACAUCGAAGAAUUGAAAAAAAAGAACAUGAAAGUCACAAAAAUUAUAGAUGAUGAGCUCGUCUUCUAUGGGAUUCAAGCCCCUAAAGAAAUCUUUGAGAAGUACAGGUAUCUGCUCAAAGUGUCUGAUGCUUGUAACUGGAGCUCGGAUCAGAACAUUGUACCACUCAGCACCAGAAUAAGGAUCGUCCACUUCAUCUUGAAUCACACCCCUAUCCGUACAGGAGAGAGUUUGAGGGAUCUUCUGAAGAUGAAAGUUUUUGAGGCACGGUUCUGCUUGCAUGAGAAAAAGAAACAGAGAGAGCUGAAGGAGAGCUGGGCACGAUGGACCGCCUGUCUCCAAGGGCAACCCAUAACUGCUGUCAGGAACUACUUUGGUGAGAAGGUGGCCUUGUAUUACCUGUGGUUGGGCUGGUACACAUAUCUGCUCAUCCCGCCCGCUCUUAUUGGGGUCAUAGUCUUCCUCUAUGGCCUUGCCUUCUUCAACAGCUCACCCCUCAUAAAGGAGGUCUGCGAGGCCGACACGGUCAUGUGCCCACUGUGUGACAAGAGAUGCAAAGUGUGGCAGCUCUCUGACACCUGCACAUAUGCCAAGGUGAGCCUGCUGUUCGAUAAUAACGGCACAGUGCUCUUUGCGAUGUUCAUGGCAGUGUGGGCAACACUGUUCCUGGAGUUCUGGAAGAGACAUCGGGCUUCCUACGUGUGCGAAUGGAAAGUGUCUGAUUGGUGUGAGGAGGAGGAGGAACUGAUCCUGGAAAUUGUGAACAACGCCAAAUGUGAACCAAAAAAAUAUAAGCACUCAUAUCUGCGCAGCACUCUGGUUUUGAUCUGCGUCACAGCUAUGAUAUUGGUAAUCAUCGGCCUGACACAUGCCUUGGUGGUGUUCAGGGUGAUUGCAGCCGUGCUCUUCGCUGAAGGAUCUUGGGAGUUUCUCAGCAACCACUCGAACCACGGAGCAAUGAUGCUAGGGGCCGUCCUGCAUUACCUCAUCAUCACCGUCAUGACACGGAUCAACAGGAUUGUAGCCAUGAAGCUCUGUGAAAUAGAGAAAACAAGAUCAUUUGCUGCCACAGAAAAGAGUUUCACAGUCAAGAUGUUCACCUUCCAGUUCUUCACCUAUUUCUCCUCCCUCUUCUACGUAGCCUUUUUUCUUGGCAGGAUAAAUGGCCAUCCUGGUGGUUAUGUCCGAAUUGCAGGGUUAUGGCGGUUAGAGGAGUGUCAUCCUAGUGGAUGUCUCACAGACCUGUUCAUCCAAAUGGCAAUCAUAAUGGUGCUCAAGCAAACCAUCAGCAACGUCUUUGAGUUCGCCGGCCCCUGGUUCUGUAGGUGGCUGAAGAGAAGAAGGACACAGAAGCUCCAGAGGAAAUGUGCCCACUGCUACCUGAAAGACGAGUCAGAGGCCAAACACGGUGCCGAGCUGUGCGAUAAUUGCAAACUGCGAGACUGGCUGAGUAACUACCGUCUCAAUAAUGUGGACUCCUUCAGCCUGUUCAAUGAGUUUCUGGAGAUGGUGAUCCAGUUUAGCUUUACCACCAUAUUCGUGGCAGCAUUUCCUCUGGCGCCUCUGCUCGCCCUCAUUAAUAAUGUCAUUGAGAUUCGAUUGGAUGCCAUUAAAAUGGUCACUCUGGAGCGCAGACUGGUUCCCAAGAAAACCAACGAUAUCGGUGUGUGGAUAGACGUGUUGGAGGCUAUCGGUGUCUUAGCUGUCAUAGCGAACGGCCUGGUCAUUGGCGUAUCUUCAGACUUCAUCCCUCGAUUGGUGUACCAGUACCGCUACGGCCCGUGUGCCAACGGCAACGCAACAGACGUUGACUGCAUGGCUGGCUACAUCAACAACUCUCUCUCCAUUGCACGAAUGGGUGACGAGAGCAUUCUCAAGGAGUUUUCAGCCAGUCAGAUGGUCACUGCGAGUGGCCUGAAUGUUUCUCAAUGCAGCUACAAGGACUACAGGAGCAACGAGGACUACAGCUUAACCCCACAGUUCUGGCUCAUUUUAGCUGUGCGCUUUGCAUUUGUCAUCCUGUUUGAGCACGUUGUCGUCAUAUGCAAGUUCAUUGCGGCCUGGUUCGUGCCGAGUGCUCCCAUGCAGGUCAAGAACGACAGACUCUUUGAUAAACUCAACAGGCUAAAAGAGGAACUCAAUUCCUUUGAAGUGUGACAGCAUUCGGACACUCAGAUGUUACACGUUUUCCCCCCCCUGAGGACAUGAACCCAGUGUUGCCUUGUGCAUUGAAAGUGUCCGGACUAUCACAGUGUUGAGUCAAACUUUGAAGCCAUUAAUCACCUCCCUGAAGAGCUCAGAGCUCUGGAGGACUCCCGCUCGCUCUUAUUGUUUGCAGUCAAAUGUGAAGUGUUGGCUAUCUGGAUUCUGAUCUGUGAAAUGGACUUGAAGGCAGACUAAUUUUUUUUUGGACAAAACUGAUUGUACAGUAACUGAUUUUACUGACAUGAGAUUAUUCUUAUUCUAUUUUAAGAAUGCACUGAUAGCUUACUGUUGGAUCUCUAUAUUUGUGAGACGUAUGUGAGUGUUUUUAUUAAACGCCUAAAGCUAAUUUAUACCGCUCCUGUACAUACAGUACCGAUUGUGUGUUACGAUGUUGCCUUACCCUGUAAAAAUGCACUGCGAUGAAUGUCUUUGCUGCAGACAGAUUCUGUUGCUGAAUUUUUGUCAAUCAGACACAGGAAUGUUUUGCAUUUUCCUAUUUUGUAUUACUGAAUAAAAGAGGGAACUUUUG